This is a messenger RNA of Heterotrigona itama, 330 nucleotides long. The record is from the annotation of a GenBank genome assembly. Lineage: Eukaryota; Metazoa; Arthropoda; Insecta; Hymenoptera; Apidae.
AUGGCUUUUCAUGUUUGAGAAACGAUCAAGGGAGAGAAUCUUAAAUUCAGCUUGAAGAAUUUGUUGUUCUGAAAUAAGCAGAAGCGUAUAAAAGUGGCAGAAAUAUAACCACCAACAAUACUUUGACAAGCGAGUAAUUAACGACUAAAUAUUUAGAAAAAAAAAGAGAAGCUUGUUGGAAUUAUUCGUGGAAAUAGAAAGGAGCUAACAAAAUUGACGAGAGAGACAAAGGACAAUAUGACACAUUUCAUUAAAUUAUACCGGUCAGAUAACUAUAUUCUGACAAUUUACAAAAUGAAACCCAAUAAGAAAGUACUGGAAUUUAUCUGA